Molecule: messenger RNA, 589 nt
Organism: Nelumbo nucifera (sacred lotus)
Lineage: Eukaryota; Viridiplantae; Streptophyta; Magnoliopsida; Proteales; Nelumbonaceae
Product: putative LRR receptor-like serine/threonine-protein kinase At1g53440
Biological process (GO): protein phosphorylation
Molecular function (GO): protein kinase activity; ATP binding
Source: RefSeq, a predicted model, not a curated record
AUAUAUGGCUCCAGAAUAUGCUAUGAGGGGUUAUUUGACUGACAAAGCAGACGUUUACAGCUUUGGAGUUGUGUUGUUAGAGAUAGUCAGCGGAAAGAGCAACACAAGUUAUAGGCCAAAGGAGGAUUUCGUUUAUCUUCUUGAUUGGACAUAUGUGUUAGAAGAGCAGGGGAAUCUCUUGGAGCUUGUUGAUCCCAUCCUUGAAUCAAACUAUUCUAAAGAAGAGGCAUUAAGAAUGCUCAAUUUGGCUCUCUUAUGCACCAAUCCAUCUCCUACCCUCAGGCCAGCCAUGUCUGCCGUAGUAAGCAUGAUAGAAGGUAAAAUUGCCAUCCAAGCUCCACUCGUCAAGCGGCGCUCAGCAGAUGAAGAGUUGAGAUUUAAGGCCUUUGAGAAGCUCUCCCAUGACAGCCAAUCAUACAUCUCAAUCACAUCUCAUGAAGGUCAGAUGCAGAAGAGCAUGUCGAUGGAGGGACCAUGGAUUGAUUCCUCUCUGUCUUCCCAGGGCAAAUAAGAGAACAGACUUCUGCGUGAUGCCACUGAAACUAAUUCAAACAAAAAGUAUGUGUCUGUGAUAGAGAGAGAGAGAGAG